This is a messenger RNA of Desarmillaria tabescens, 281 nucleotides long. RefSeq lists its product as uncharacterized. The record is from RefSeq and is a predicted model, not a curated record. The transcript has a single exon. The coding region runs from base 7 to 246 and encodes 79 amino acids. Lineage: Eukaryota; Fungi; Basidiomycota; Agaricomycetes; Agaricales; Physalacriaceae.
GGCUGAAUGCCACAUGACAUGAUAAUGCCCUUUGUAAUAGUUCAGUCAGUCUUGGUUUUCUGUUUCCAUAGCUGUUGGGCAAGCUCCCAUAUUUCCUUCUGGCCCGGAGCAUCACACCUGGUGAGUAUAUGGUCUAUGUUCUCCUCAGUGCCGCACGUCUGGCACUCAACUCUAUCUUCGCAGCUGUUGAUGUGUCUCCAGUGUUGCCCCGGCCCCCACCGCAUAUUCAUCGACACCGCGCAGUAACAUCCACAUGGAGAAUCGGGCUGAUCUAUUGAAGU